Molecule: messenger RNA, 2566 nt
Organism: Acomys russatus (golden spiny mouse)
Lineage: Eukaryota; Metazoa; Chordata; Mammalia; Rodentia; Muridae
Gene: Cd22
Product: CD22 molecule
Exons: 13
Coding region: 1-2526 (841 amino acids)
Source: RefSeq, a predicted model, not a curated record
AUGAGUGUCCACUGCCCAUGGCUCCUCCUGAUCCUAGGACACGAGGCUAUCCUCCACUCAGCACGGAGAUGGAUCAUUGACCAUCCCAAAACCCUCUUCGCCUGGGAAGGAGCCUGCAUCUGGAUCCCUUGCACGUACAAAAUGCCAGCACCCUCAACACCUCUGGACAACGUCCUCCUGUUUCAGAAUUACGAUUUUGACAAUAAAACCAGGGACUUCAAGGGGACUAUCCUGUAUAAGAAGAACAUAAAGACUGUGCCGUUCAGUCAGCAGGGCAGAAUAACGUUUCUGGGAGACACAAAAAAUAACUGCACGCUAAAAAUGAACCCUGUAUAUGCCAAUGACAGUGGCAUGCUGGGAUUGAGGCUGUUGUCAAGUACUGACAGGUGGAUGGAACACAUUCGCCUGAAUGUCUCCGAGACACCCUUCCAACCCUACAUCCAGCUGCCAUCAGAAAUUCGGGAAUCCCAAAGUGUCACUCUGACCUGUAGAUUGAAUUUUGCCUGCUUCGGGUACUACAUCCACCUUCAGUGGUCCCUAGAAAAGUCCGAGGGCACCUCCAUUACUUCUUCUGUUGAUAACAUCUACACAGAGAGCAAGCUCACCUUCGAGCCACAGUCGACGGACCAUGGAAAGAAUGUGACCUGCAGAGUUAGGAACUCUACCCAGGUGCUCUCUGAGAGCACGGUGCAGCUGGAUGUCAAACACACCCCGAAGGUGGUGAUUGAGGUCAAUACCACAGAGGUUAAGGAAGGCAACUCUGUGAGCAUGACAUGCAAGGUUACCAGCAGCAACCCUGCACACAGGACCAUGGCCUGGUUCAAGGAUGGGCUCCCCCUGCCGGAACGGGAACAGACGUCUAAGCUAAUUCUUCGUGCAGUGACCAGGGACAAGAGUGGGAGAUAUCAAUGCAAGGCGUCCAAUGACGUGGGCCAAGGAGAGUCGAAAGAAGUGGCCCUCACGGUGCUGUUCGCUCCGGAAUCCUCGAAGGUUCACAUCUACCACUCACCUGCCCAAGAGGGACAGUCGAUAGAGCUGAUUUGUGUGUCACCGGCCAGUCCGCCUGCAACAAACUAUACCUGGUAUCACAACAGGAAAGAAGUGCCUGGAAAGACACAGGAGAAGUUCCAUAUCUCUAACGUCUCCCUGGGGCAUGCUGGGAAUUACUCUUGCUUGGCAGAGAACCCUCUGGGUCAUGGAUGGAUAGACCAAGAAGUUGAGCUGGAUGUCCAGUACGCUCCCAAAUCGGUAACCACAGUGAUUCAAAACCCCGCCCCGAUCCGGGAAGGAGACAGUGUGACGCUGGCCUGCAGGUACAACUCCAGCAAUCCAGAAGUCGCCUACUACAUGUGGAGCCCUGAGGGUUCUGGGAAUCAGCUGACACCGGGCGUGCUGAGGAUUCAGAAAGUUGCGUGGGACACGGGGUUCGUUACCUGCGCGGCCUGUAAUCACUGGUGUUCGUGGAGCUCCUCGGUCAACCUGAACGUCCACUAUGCCCCCAGAGCCGUGAAGAUCCUGAAGGUGAGCCCCCAAUCAGAGAUCCGUGCCGGGCACCCUGUCGUCCUCCGGUGCCACUUCUCAGGGAGCUACCCAACAGAGGUCCGCUUCUUCUGGAAGAAGAACGGGAGCCUCGUGCAGGAAGGGAGAGACCUGAGCUUCAGCUCCGUCUCUCCGGAAGAUUCUGGGAAUUACAUCUGCAUGGUCAGCAACUCCAUUGGAGAGACCCUGUCGCAGGCCUGGGGCCUCCACGUGCUGUAUGCUCCUCGGAGGCUGCGUGUUUCCAUUAGCCCGGGGGCCAGCGUGAUGGAGGGGAGGAAGGCCACUUUGUCGUGUGAGGGUGAUGCCAACCCUCCCGUCUCGCAGUAUGUCUGGUUUGACUCCAGUGACCGAGAACUCCAUUCCUCAGGCCAAAAGCUGAGACUGGAACCGCUGAGAGUCCAAGACUCGGGUUCCUACCGCUGCCAAGGGAGCAACCUGCUAGGCAUGGGAGAGUCGCCGCCCAGCACUCUCACUGUGUACUAUAGCCCAGAGACCAUCGGCAAGCGGGCUGCCUUGGGACUAGGGUUCUGCCUGGCUGUCUGCAUCCUGACUUUCUGGGGGAUGAAAAUCUGGAAAAAAUGGCAACGCAACCAGAGCCAGCAGGGGCUUCAGGAAAAUUCCAGCGGCCAGAGCUUUUUUGUGAGGAAUAAAAAGGCUAGAAGGACCCCUCUCUCUGAAGGCCCCCAAACCCAGGGAUGCCACAACCCGGCAAUGGAAGACACCGUUAGCUAUGCCAUCUUGCGCUUUCCAGAGUCUGACACGCCCAGCGCUAGUGACGCAGAGGCCUCCGCGACACAGGGUCCUCCCCCAAACAGUGACACGGUCACUUACUCAGUGCUGAAGAAACGUCAUGCGGGUGAUUAUGAGAAUGUGACUCCAAGCUGCCCUGAGGAUGACAGCAUCCACUACUCAGAGCUGGUCCAGUUUGGGGCUGGGAAGCGGCCUCAGGCAAAGGAGGAUGUAGACUAUGUGACCCUCAAGCACUGAUGUUGGACGUAGCUGCAGUGGGACGUUAUAGAGCCUAAAA